ACCUUAAAAUAACAAGAUAUGCCGAAAAUUAGUCACUAAUUAUAUUUGCGAGUUAUUAUUUGGCUUUAAGACUUCAUACUCACGCGGGAGAAACGUGAAAAACAGUUUUGAAAAUGAAUAGCCAUCAAGAAAAAUACAUUUUGAUUGCAUGUAUAUCAUCAGCUGUUGUUCUUGCUAGCAUAUACUUUUUAUAUCGUAAAAAAAAAAAUACAAGAAAGUACAACCAUGAUGAAAACGAUGAAGUUGUAAAAUUUACUGAUUUGAAUUCUCAGGACAAUAACGUUAGUGAUUUUCAGACAAAAAAAGUAGUAAAGGUUCCAUCACAUAUUGUUGGAAGCAUUAUAGGAAAAAAUGGCACUAAUAUUAAUUAUCUUAAAUCCUAUUUUGGUGUUAGACUUGAUUUUAAAAAUAAAGAAGAAAAUGAUUUGAUCAAUGAUCAAGAAAAUCUGGCCUCAAACAAGACAAUUGACGAGAAAUUAAAAGAAAGAACUUUAGUUAUUACUGGAAACUAUGAGCAGGUGCAAGCAGCUGAAGAACAUGUAAAGAAAUUGAUUUUGGAAGCACCUCCAAUAAUAGAAGCUGAGAUUCUUGUUCCACAAUCAUCUUGUGGAAGAAUAAUUGGAAAAGGUGGACAAAAUAUUCGUGAGAUGUGCAAUACUUCAGGUGCAAAAAUUAUUGUCAAUAAAGAUCAAGAUAUUUCAAUUGGUGAUCAAUGUAGAGUACGCAUAACAGGUACAAAAACUCAAGUUGAUGAUGCAAUUUUGCUUGUUAAAAAAAAAGUCUCCCAAGAAGCAGAAUUUAAUAAAAAGAAUAAAACUGAUGAAAAUAUAAAGAAAGAAAACGCUGAUUUUACCAGAAACAAACAAUUCGACCAAAUUCAAAAUGUCAUUGAGCUGCCAUUAAGUAAUAUUCAAAAACCUUUAGAAUCACUACAGCUGCCUAUAAAUGAAUAUUUUAAAGUUUUUGUAUCUGCCUUCGAAACUCCAGAACAUAUUUGGGUGCAAUAUCUACACAGUGAGUCUCAAUCUUUAGAUGCAUUAAUAAAAGAGAUGACAGAAUUGUAUGGAGGAAAGCAAUCUCAAAUUGCUAGGUUGGAAAAAGGAACAAUAGGGGAUAUUUGUGUAGCUCCUUUUGACAAUGACAGUGGAGAGAUGUUUAGAGCUUGUAUAAAAUCAGUUAACUUAGAUUCUCGAACUGUUGAACUAUUUUAUAUUGAUUUUGGAGACACAGGAUAUCAAGAUAUUGACCAACUCAAACAAAUAAGAUCCGAACAUCUAGUGCUUCCUCCGCAAGCUGUUGAAUGCUACCUGCCAAUUUCUGCAAAGGAUAGUGAUUGGUCAGAUGAAGCUUUAGAACAUUUUGAAAAUAUUGUUCACUGCUCACAAUGGUUACCACUGGUGGCAAAAGUCAUAGGAUACAAAAAUACUGAUACUGCUAAAUAUCCUAUACUUCAGUUGGUUGAUAGCACAGAAGAAAAGGAAUUGCAUAUAUGUGACGAUAUGGUUCAAAAAGGUUAUGCGAUUGAUUUAUCAAAACAUUUUAUUGAAAAUGAUGGUUUAUUAACAACACUAGAUCAUCCAAAUAAUAAUGAGUAUGCAUAUUUUGAAUUUGAAACGUGUCUUAGUAAUGUCAAACCUGCAGAUGUUAAAGGUGUACAAGAAGAUAUCUGUAAUGAGUUAGACAGUGGUAAUGUUUUCCAUGAGAAUUUAAAAUUUUCAGAAAAUCAUACCGAUGAGACGAAUCAUCAAAGAACUAUUUUUGAAGAUUGUUUUGAAGAAAAACAAAAUAGGGAUCAGCAUCUAGAAAAUCAGUUUCUUGAUGAUGAUGAAUUCAUUAUUAAUACCCCUAAUAAGGUUACUGAACAAUUGGAAGAAUGUGGUAUAAUAAAUUCGUUAAUGUCUGGAGUUGCUAUUCAAAAUAAAACAUCUUCAGAAAGUAGUACAGACUCGCUUUGUAAUAUACCGACUCCUAAGUCUACGUCAUCGCGGCAUUCCUCUGAUGAUUUUGUUAAUAUUAACGAUAAUACUUUGAGUGGAGCGAUAUUAUCAGUUGUAAAUGAACAUUUAUCGGACAAUCUUAACAGAGACGAAGAGUUUAAGGAGCUCAACGGAGAUAUAAGUAAGUCAAGUGAAGAAAUAAUAGUGAAUGAAUUCACUGAACUUCAAAAGUCAUUAGAGGAAACGAGUCGAAAAAAUGUUAAAAGUAUGGAGUUUACUAGUGAUGACGAUGAUGAUACUGGGUCGUUUUUCAGUGCACGUUCAGAGGUGACGAUUACCGAUAUUGAAGACGUAAAUGCAGAAGACCUAUCAACAAUAGAGAGCGAUAUUUCAGUCAACAUUCCAGAUUUUUCUUCCGUUGAGUUGUUAGAGGCAAAAUCUAUUAAUGACUUUUAUGAUUCAAUGCAUGAUUCACUUUCAAAAGGACCGGUUUACACCCAAAAGAAUGGAUUACCUUACAGCAUUCAAGUUAUAGACGAAAAAAAGAAAAUGGGUUUGUCUAGUGAGUCAAAUAAAGUUUCAAGUAAAGAUCAUAUAAAUGGUUUUUGAUAAAUUUUAUUUAUGAAAGUUUUGUUAAAAUGUUUAAUAUUUUACCAGUUAUCUUGUUUUAGUGAAAUAAAAGCAUGAAAUGUUA
Molecule: messenger RNA, 2631 nt
Organism: Hydra vulgaris (swiftwater hydra)
Lineage: Eukaryota; Metazoa; Cnidaria; Hydrozoa; Anthoathecata; Hydridae
Product: tudor and KH domain-containing protein
Biological process (GO): piRNA processing; P granule organization; spermatogenesis
Cellular component (GO): P granule
Molecular function (GO): RNA binding
Source: RefSeq, a predicted model, not a curated record